Molecule: messenger RNA, 1227 nt
Organism: Drosophila pseudoobscura
Lineage: Eukaryota; Metazoa; Arthropoda; Insecta; Diptera; Drosophilidae
Gene: Scgbeta
Product: sarcoglycan beta
Exons: 1
Coding region: 75-1139 (354 amino acids)
Biological process (GO): muscle organ development
Cellular component (GO): sarcoglycan complex; sarcolemma
Source: RefSeq, a predicted model, not a curated record
UUAUUUUAGAAUCAUUAGAUACAUUACUGGAAAAACUGUUUUGCAAGAGGCCCGACCCGACUUUCAUAAUUACAAUGAAUUCCUUUGAAAACACCUUUUUCCGUGGUCCAUCGCCAUCCUAUUCCGACGAUGCAAACUCUGAAAAUGCAUUGUCGCUGACACUGCCCAUUGGAGCGGCAGCUGAGGAAAACGACUUUUGCCAUGAUGACUCCAAGACGGACCCCGUGGACUACUUUGACGAGAAAUUUGACAGCGAUAGCUGCUCACGCUUGCACCCUGGGCAGCAUGGCCGCAACUCUUUCGCUUUCUGGACCGUUGUGAUAAUUCUUCUGGCCCUGACUGUGGGCAAUCUGAUCCUCACGCUGACAAUUGUGGGUGUCUUGCGUCUCGGAAAGGGUGUGCACGGUAUGGAGCUGAUUCCCGAAGUGGAUGUCGUCAAGUUCUAUGGCUCAACCGAGCUGGAGCGCCUUCAGACCAACUCAAUUGGUCAGGUGCAUGGCUUUACAGAUGUGCCAGUGACCAUUAGUAGUGAUGGGAGCAGCGACGACAAUCCGGAUGCUGGCGUGCAUGUGCGCGUCUUCCGUAAUGGAAACGGUGCCUCUAGUGAGCGCGAUCGCAUCGUUGUCGAUAAGGAUGCCAUUGUCAUAGAUGCCACAAAUGUGUUUGAUGUGAAAGACCCCGCCGAUCGGCAAUCCAUUUUUAGCACUCAUCGUCCCCAGUACAACAUCCCGGCUGGAGUGGCUGCUCUGCAGGCCAAGGUGGUGAGCGCGAGCGGCAUCUCCAGUCCCAUAGAUGUGCCCUUGAACAUGGAGAGCGACGGCCGCAUUGUCGUUAAGGGGUCAGAGGGUGUGUUCUUCGAUGCCGCCAGCAUCGAUCUACAAGCCGAGCAUCACGUCUCUAUCAACUCAACCCAAGGCGCUACUGUGCUAGAGGCUGGCACUGGCAUAUUCCUGGACAUGGACCGCAUACCCAUAGUCAGUUCCGAACUGGGUAUACGAACGGGCAGUGUUCAGUACAAGAUUUGCGUCUGCAUGCCACAAGGUAUUCUUUUCCGCAUUGCCAUUCCACGUAUCCACAAUGGACCGAAGAUCUCAUGUGCCCAUUUCAGUAGCCAGGACGAUCCAUGUGAGGUUAAUUAAUUAGUUGAUUUAUUUAAAGCUUAUAUAUUUAAUCCCAGUAAUAAAGAUAAUACAAUUAUUCAUAUAUGUAUCCCUAAAACAAACGUUA